Fusarium fujikuroi IMI 58289 is the source of this 477-nucleotide messenger RNA. RefSeq lists its product as uncharacterized. Bases 1 to 477 code for a protein of 158 amino acids. The transcript is spliced from 3 exons. The record is from RefSeq and is a predicted model, not a curated record. NCBI's taxonomy places the organism in Eukaryota, Fungi, Ascomycota, Sordariomycetes, Hypocreales, Nectriaceae.
AUGAUUGCAAAUCAAUCUUCUAACGAUGCUCUUGGAGAUUGGAGGAUUGUUGACGAGACUUUGGGUAUGGUACUUCCUGACAAAGAACCAGACAUGAAUCAACCGCCUCUCCCAAGCCCACCACCUCCUUCUCCGCCGCCUCUCCCGAUGAGCGAGCUAGUGGCUUCAAUUGAAGCCAAAGCCGAACGACCAGUCCAAGUCCAGCGAACAGCUGUGGCUGCUCGAGAGCAUCUGCAGGGACCCUUGUACGCCCAUCUACUUAAUGUGCAAGUUGAUCUGUCACUCGGGGGCCAGUAUAUUUGCCGCGUUAUUGGCAUGAAGUGUCACGGAGAGGACCAGCACCAUGCCCAUAAUCUCAGAGUGCAUUUGGGAAACGUUGAGCACCGGAACUACAAUGCAGCACUUGCUGCUGCGCAGGCCGAGCCUACCUUGUCUCCAUCUGUUCUUGAAACACCAACCCCGAUCACCUACCUCUGA